Molecule: messenger RNA, 1011 nt
Organism: Saccharomyces mikatae IFO 1815
Lineage: Eukaryota; Fungi; Ascomycota; Saccharomycetes; Saccharomycetales; Saccharomycetaceae
Gene: ALG5
Product: dolichyl-phosphate beta-glucosyltransferase
Exons: 1
Coding region: 1-1011 (336 amino acids)
Cellular component (GO): endoplasmic reticulum membrane
Source: RefSeq, a predicted model, not a curated record
AUGGUAGCGUUGAGAUUUUUAAUUGAGAACAAAAACACAGUCUGUUUUACGCUAUUAGUUGCUUUGGUUCUUUCACUGUACCUACUAGUUUAUUUGUUUUCGCAUAACCCAAGGCCGUCAUAUCCAGAGGAGCUCAAAUACACAGCUAUUGAUGAUAAUGGUGUCGAAAUAACUCGUGCUUUACCUAACUUGGGUGAGCUUCAGGGUGAUGAGGACCAAAAAAUAUUUUUGUCUGUUGUUAUCCCCAGCUAUAACGAAACAGCGAGAAUUUUACUAAUGCUGACAGAUGCAAUCAACUUUUUAAAGAAAAAGUAUGGUACUAGGUGGGAAAUUGUGAUAGUGGAUGACGGUUCCACGGAUAAUACAACGCAAUAUUGUUUGAAAAUCUGUAGAGAACAGUUCAAGUUAAACUAUGAACAGUUCAGAAUCAUUAAACUCUCGGAAAACAGAGGUAAAGGUGGUGCAGUGAGACAAGGUUUUUUACAUAUAAGAGGUAAAUAUGGUCUGUUCGCAGAUGCUGAUGGUGCUAGUAAGUUUAGUGACGUGGAAAAGCUUGUGGAGGCUAUAAAAACAAUUGAAACUUCUGACACAGAUGCAAAUGCGAUCAAACCAGCCGUAGCCAUUGGUUCCAGAGCACACAUGGUAAAUACCGAGGCUGUCAUAAAGAGGUCAAUGAUUAGAAAUUGCCUGAUGUACGGUUUUCACACACUAGUUUUCAUUUUUGGCAUCAGAUCUAUCAAGGACACACAAUGCGGGUUCAAAUUGUUUAAUAGAGCUGCUAUAUUGAGAAUUUUUCCUUAUUUGCAUACCGAAGGUUGGAUUUUUGACGUGGAAAUCUUGAUAUUGGCCAUCAGGAAACGAAUCCAAAUUAAAGAGAUACCAAUUUCCUGGCAUGAGGUUGACGGCUCUAAGAUGGCUUUAGCUGUUGAUAGUAUUAAAAUGGCGAAAGAUUUAGUUGUCAUAAGAAUGGCCUAUUUAUUAGGGAUAUAUAGAGAUAAUAAGAAAUGUUAG